AUGCCAGCUCGGCAGGACUGGUUGACCCCAAAGAGACCGGAGAAACGAAAAUCAAUGACUGGGCGGCCGCGCAUGCCGACUGGAGGGUCGACGCGCGGGACAACCAUUGUCUGGGGUGAUUACGGCUUACGAAUGAAAGACCAUGAUCGAAGAGUCUCGGCCAAACAGUUGAAAACUGGUGAACAAGCGAUACACAUGAGGCUGCGAGGAGAGCGAUACAAACUGUACAAGAGAGUCAGCGCCAAUAUUGGUGUGUAUACGAAGGGAAACGACGUGCGAAUGGGGAAAGGAAAAGGUAAAUUUGACUAUUGGGCGGCUCGAAUACCGGUCAGCAGGAUCAUUUUCGAGGUCAAGGGGAAAAUCCACGAAAAGGUGGUGCGGGACGCGUUCCGGCUGGCGGGCAACAAGAUGCCCGGGAUGUACGAGUUCGUCAAGAAAGGAGACCCGCCCGUUGUUGGGAUAACGAAACUGAGCGAUGGAUUGACAUUGGAAAAGCUCAAGGCAGCUAAACGAGAGGUGGAACCGAAGGACAAGAAGGACGAGCCACAGCCCGUCAUUCCCACGACGACGACUACGCCUCCUCAGUCAGUUUCUACGGAGCUGGACGGCUCUCUCAAAACUGUUCACGUCUCCCCAUAA
This is a messenger RNA of Exophiala dermatitidis NIH/UT8656, 639 nucleotides long. Its product is annotated as 50S ribosomal protein L16. The coding region runs from base 1 to 639 and encodes 212 amino acids. The transcript has a single exon. Gene Ontology annotation, biological process: mitochondrial translation. Gene Ontology annotation, cellular component: mitochondrial large ribosomal subunit; ribosome. The record is from RefSeq and is a predicted model, not a curated record. Gene Ontology annotation, molecular function: rRNA binding; structural constituent of ribosome. NCBI's taxonomy places the organism in Eukaryota, Fungi, Ascomycota, Eurotiomycetes, Chaetothyriales, Herpotrichiellaceae.